Aspergillus thermomutatus is the source of this 1347-nucleotide messenger RNA. It is a transcript of the gene gliI, whose product is annotated as aminotransferase gliI. Gene Ontology annotation, molecular function: pyridoxal phosphate binding; transaminase activity. Gene Ontology annotation, biological process: biosynthetic process; amino acid metabolic process. The record is from RefSeq and is a predicted model, not a curated record. Lineage: Eukaryota; Fungi; Ascomycota; Eurotiomycetes; Eurotiales; Aspergillaceae. The coding region runs from base 1 to 1347 and encodes 448 amino acids. The transcript has 3 exons.
AUGCCAUCUGAGACACUUCCUCCUUCCCUAGCGCAUCGUUCUCGCACAAACAUCCAAUGGUUCACCAACAAGCAUAUGCGGCAGGUGUCCCGGCUCAAUGCGAAGCAGCACAGAGUCAACAUGAUGACGGCGGAAAACUGGUCAGUACGAGAUGAGCUCGUCGACCAGUACAAGUCGCUCUUCACCCAACAUCUCGCCCCCCGCCAUCUGUCCUACGCUGAUGGCAUGGGAGGCGACGCAGAGCUGCUGCAAGCCGCGUCGGACUUCUUCAACCGGGUGUUUACCGCGCAUAGCCCCGUGGAGCCGAACCACCUCGUCGUCGGGGCCGGAUGCAGCUCGUUGCUGGAGAAUCUGCUGUAUGACAUCUGCGAGCCGGGGGAGGGGGUCUUGAUCGAAACGCCGUUCUGGGGUGGUUUCGAGACCAGCUUCGUCCUGCGCACCAACGUCACGGCUUUUCAUGUUACACCUCCAUCAGACGUUCAUCUCCCCGAUGUAUCUGUGGACCAUCUCGUGUCGACGUACAUUGCCGCGUACGAACGGGCCCUACGGGAGGCCCCGUGCCGCAUCAAAGCGAUGCUCGUCUGUAACCCUCACAACCCAUGCGGUCAUAUCUACCCCGUGGAGGUGAUCCAGGCUUUGCUCCAGUUCGCCCAACGUCACGAUCUGUUCUACAUCUCCGACGAGAUCUACGCCCUCUCCACGAUUGACGAGCGAACACCGUUCGCCUCGGUCCUUAGCAUCGAUGUCUCCGCCCUUGGGGUAGAUCUGGCUCGCGUGUUCACGCUGUACAGUAUCAGCAAAGAUCUAGGAAGUAGCGGGUUGCGUCUGGGCUUCGGCAUCACCCAAGCCCAUCCUGACCUCCGUCUCUCCCUCGCCAUAGCGAACCAUUCCCGCGUUUCCACCUUCACCUCGCUCGUCAUCACCGCGCUCCUCCGCGACACCACGACCGUCGAUACUCUGCUGCAUCAGAAUCGAGCCGCCCUGCAGCGCAGCGCCCGGCUGGUAUGCGACUUUCUCACCUUUCACCAGAUCCCCUUUGUGCCGCCGGCCGCCGGUGUGUACGUAUGGGCGCGCCUGGGAUGCAGGUCGUCUUCACUUGCCACCCGCCCCGAGCCCAGCUGGGACGACGAGGCGGGCCUGAACGAUCGAUUCGAGGCGGCGGGGGUCUCGGUGGGCGCGGGACAAGGGUAUCAUGCUGGCGAGCCGGGCUGGUUUCGUAUUACGUUUACCCUUCCGCAGGACGAGCUCGUGGCGGGGCUGCAGCGGAUCGAACAGGUGAUUAGAUGGGACAGAGUGCAUGGCGUUGGCGGCUCGAUGGGCGAUGUAGAGAUAGACAAGGCGGUAUGA